ACUGCUUGAAGUCUGCGAUGCAUAGACAUCACCAGACGCUGUAUAUUUUUUGUAACUGUCUGUUGUGUGGUGGAUGUUCUAAGGCCUCUGACAUGAGACCAAACCGGUUCACAAAAGGUGGUGGCUGUGUUAAGCUACUCUGCUUACCCCCAGGCAUUUACCUUAAAUAAAAAGAUGUAUUACAAUAUCAUUAAAUGUUUCGUAUGCUAUUAGCCUAUGAUAGAGCCGUGUUUCCUUUUUCUAUUUCAGCAUAUUUCAAAUUCAGUGGUCAAAAAUAAUGGUAUCUAAGAUAGAUAAGAUAGCUAUGUCUGUCAGUCAAUAGUAAUUGUUCAGGCUUCUAAUACAUUUUAUUUUGUAGCCAGUGUCUUGAAAAUAUGAGGGUAGGUGAAAGAAAAUAAGAUUUUGUCCAAAAAUAUUAACUUUUUAAUUUCAAUGGAGCCAUUGCGCCGUAUCAUAUCGUUCAUUCCCGAACUUUUGACACGUGAUAGAGAAAUCGAAAGUAAAAUAUGUUUAUAUAUACGGAGGGAGAAGGAAGACAUGAAAGAAGCUAUUAUCCUUCAAGGUAAAACGGCAAACCAUAAUCAACAGUUUAUGUGUCACUUAAAUUCCAUGUGCGUUUUAGGUCUACCAUGUUGAAAUAAUUGGCAAUGAUAUCAGUGGCAAUGUGAAGAAGUGGAGGGAGUCAGGCUUCCAUACCCGGGCAAUUGUGAGUUCUUAAUCUCCUGUAAUUUCAUUUAAUUUGUACGAUAAAUAAUUGUGUCAAAGAAUGUCUAGGUAUGUCUCCUGCCUAACCCUUUUCUCACUAUCCUGUCAUCUUUUCUGUGUGUGUGUGUGUGUGGGCAGGCUUCUGUUUGGAUCUUGAUGGUACAAUUGUGUCCUUCAAAUACCAUCAUCAUCCAUGUCUCUUCUGUGUGUUGCUACAAAGGCUCUAUUUAAGAAUAGUGCAAACCAGGCGAAAAUUGGCUUUUUAAGUGCUUGAAGAUGUAUGAAUAUAUGAAGAUUUCAGCCAGAACUUUUGCAGUGAGACAGAUGGUCUUACAUUUUCUAGAACAGUGGUUCUUAAACUCAUGGAAGAUUUAUUCUUGAUGCCAUGCAUACUGUAGCUAUGUCUGCCACAAUGUGGCUUACGAGAGUAAAUCCCUCUAAAACACGCCUAAAGUGCCUAAAUAAGAAAUAUUAACAGCUUGUAAAAAUUGUAAAAAAAAAAAAUUCUGGCAUUGCGGUUACAGUGAAAACCAAUUCUGAGAACCACUGUUGUAGAAUACUUUCACAUAGAGGAGAAUUAAUAGUAGUCUCAAUGAUUGUGAGGCAUCCUGUUUGGCAUGUCAGUUUGGCAAAACAAAGGAAAUAUUACUCACAUUGCAUACCAACGGCCUGACACUAUUGCAGGCAGCUGGAAUCUACUUUCUCGAAAAUCAUUCUUGUCAGUCAUCCUUUCCGUAGAGGGGAAAGUCCAGUGAAGUCCCCAGCAAAAGCCCCUCAACGCCCCCCCCCCCCCCCCCCCCACUUUCCCCCAUGCUGUCAUUCUUCAUAGUCUGUCUUCAAUGGCAGUAGGCUUUCAAUAUCAUUUCAAAGCAUGAAUUCAGCUGAUGAAGAAUGAGCAAUGAACCAUGAAGUCAUUACACCUGACAGUGUAUAUGUACUUGGCAGUUUGUAAUGGCGGCUUUCCAUACAACGACUACCUGGAUGAAGUGAGAAACCAUCUACCAUCUGAUUACCUAUUCAAGAUACCUCAGUUAGAUUCCACUUGUAAUGAGAAAAGGGACAAUUAUCUGCAAGUCAAAUGGACUCUAGGAUGCAUCAUUCAGAGGGAUAAAGAUAAAAACAACUCACUAUUUCUCAAUAUCGCUCUGUUAUUUGAAAAAUUGAAUCAUUGCCAGGACAUUUCAAAGAAAAGCUGUCAUCUAGGUGACCAUCUCCACUAUGUCAAUGUAACACAGUUCCAAGAGAAGUAUAGUGAGGCUUACGAACACCAGCAUGAAAAUGAUUACAUAUCAUGUAGCUGUCCAAGUACAAGCACAGCUGUCACAACAAAAGAAAUACUGGUGACAGGCUUUGAACCGUCUACGACUUCUGUUCAAGUAAAAACACAGAGAAAAAGUGGAUCAACAAGUAACCGAUUUCAGUCAUCUGCUACAACAGAUAUCCCAGCAACAAGGUCUAGAGACAUAACAGAAACAAGAAAUAUAACAAACCUGGACAGUGGACUACUUUUGACCUCCCCAUUGCCAUUUAUUUUCAUGGGACAUAAGGCAUCAGAAAAGGCAGUGAUUUCAACAAUUGUGUUUAUGGCAAUUGUUAUUAUGUGCCUCACCUUUGCUGCUCUUUGCCUGUGGCUUAAGAACAGACGACUAAGGAAUACACAGUUACAGCAAAAUAUUGCUUUGGAACAGUGGAAUAUUGAGGAAAACCAAACACGGCUUCUAUAGGUCAUUCACCUGAAGAAAAUCUCGGUGGUUCCCAAUGAUUCACACAGCUGCUAUACCAAGUUUAUCUGUGGUAAUAUGUGCAUAAUAUACAGUAUAUUGUAUAUUAUGCACAUAUUACAUAAUACUGACUGAUAUUGCAUGGUACUACAGAAUAAAUAAAGAAAAUCAUUUUUGGGUGGUUCUCUCAAUGGAUAACAGCCCACGAAGAGUAGAAAUUGCAAAGUUUUGCAAUGAAAACAAGCCAAGCUGGGCAGAGUACAAAAGAAAAUGCCAAGGUGACAGUGGGGGAAGCAUCCUGAGCCAGAGUGGAAAGGACUUUUUUAAACUGUGAGAAACCCACUGGCUGGUGUGGAAGUUGUCAGCCUGUGCAACUGAUAAGGAAAGUCCUCAGAACUGCUAGAUAUCAAAGGCUGAUACUGGACCAAAAUAAUCAGUGGCAUUCAGGUACCAGCAACUGCUAAGCGUUAUGAAAGGGUUGGCCAGGACUGUUGCAACAGUGGCCAGGACUGUUAUUUAAGAAUUAAAAAAUUCAAACAAAAACAGAAGCAACUGCCUUGCGAAUGAAAGAAAGCAAAUCCUCUGUGAGGAACAGCUCUCUGACAGGACACAAAAUCCACGUGUAGCUUUGGACACAUACCAUAUACUCUUCUCUGUGGAAAAGUGUGAUUGAUCUGUAGUGUUUAAUUUCACUAAUGGGGUUAAGAUUGUAAUUUUUCAACUUUACUAUUCCAUUCAUAUAUAUUACAUUGCCUUGUUGCCUUGAUUUGCUUUGUGUAAAAAGUGAAUACUUCAUACUUAUGUUAACUGUAUCAUGAUUUUUCUUUUUCAUGUCAUUAUUUAUUUGUCUUCCAGACAAGAAACAUGAAUUCCAUUUUUGAAACUAGACUGGUUGCAAAUGCAUGAGCAGACAGUAAGCAUUCCAUCCAACUGUCUACUAAUGCUUCACCCAGGCUCGGAUUGCACUCAUAUUGUGACAUAGGCAUGGACAAUUUUGUGAACCACCAAAGAAAAGGAGGCAAAGAAGCGGAACUAUUGAUAUUAUCUGAACCAGAUGCUAUAAUUUAUUUUUUAUUACAUACAAUCAUUUUAUUGCCUAGAUAUGACAUUGUUACAUCUCUGCAGUACCAUAUUUUCAGUGUGCUCCAUAAAGUUUGCAAGAAAUACUUUUUUUGGCUUUGGAUUAGGCUUUUAUUAAGGGUAUUUUUAUACAUUUAGGUUCACCAUGUAGAAAUAACAGCAUUUUUUGCACAUAGUCCUCCAUUUCAUGGCUUCAGUACAGGCCUGGCAGAGCAUCGCCAGAGAAGAUACUCAGCAGCUGGUGAUGUCCAUGGGUCACAAACUUCAAGCAGUCAUUGUAUGCAAAGGAUAUGCGACAAAGUACUAAACAUGACUACUUUCAUUUACAUGACAUUAAUAUGUUCCAAACAUCAUGAUGCUCUGAGGGGGAAGGGCUAUGUAUAAAAUGUGCUGCCCCAAUUCAGAGCACAAAUAAUUUUAAAUUUAUGAUUUUAGAUUUAGAUUAUGGAGUACAGAGCUUACUGUGUUUGUGUGUGUGUGUGUGUGUGUGUGUAUCAGGUGUAUAUCUCAUCAGGUGCUUUUUUGGGCCCUUCUUUGACAUGACCACAUAGGCAUCUGCCUGUGUGGCUUAUGCUAUAAUCCAGGCUUCACCUUCUCAUACCUCGUUCUUUCUCUGGCACACGCAGAAUGGACGGGCACUGUAAUGUUCUGUGAGCUGCUCCAUCAAGAAAAAGUAAAAAAACAAAACAAAAAAAAUCAAUAAUGGAGAAACCUGCUGCCACAGAGCAACAUCAGAUCGAUAGACCAGAAACCAACCAUAUGCGAUACUCACUUCUGUAUAGAAACAAAGC
Molecule: messenger RNA, 4297 nt
Organism: Anguilla anguilla (European eel)
Lineage: Eukaryota; Metazoa; Chordata; Actinopteri; Anguilliformes; Anguillidae
Exons: 11
Coding region: 1611-2429 (272 amino acids)
Source: RefSeq, a predicted model, not a curated record